AGUGGACCUGUACAGGGAUCCUUUUCUGUCUUCCUACAUGGUGCAUGGUGCAUGCUGAUCUGUGGGAUGGAGGCCAAGUCUAGGUGUGCAUAGAGUUGAUAUGGUUUUCUGAGAAGUUUCUUGUGCCCACAUGCUAGCAGAGGCAUCCCUAAGUAGGUGGUCUAGGCCAGCCCAUCCAGGUCACACUGCCCCUUUCGUGGUUCAGAGCUGCCCCCUCUAAAUAUAGUCCAGGGAAAGUGAGCUCAGGCCUAUUUUAAGACCAGGCUGGGAGACAGCCAGACCUCUCCCAGAAUCUGAAAGGAGCCACUGCUGCCUUUGUCAAGUUCUGCCACUGGGCACUCUCAUUGGGCCCUGACUACCUACCAACUGCCAUGCCUGAGGAGACCCAAGAAGACACUGUGCUGCCAAUGCAGAACCAGAGGAACAGGGGAACACUGGCUCCUAACCACGUGCAGGAGGUGCGUCUGCACCGAGUGGAGUCCAUUAGUGACCUACACAGCGGAGGCUCGCUACGGCCUGGUCUGGCUGAAGAGGCACAGGCAUGGGAGGAGCUUCUGGGUGUCUUCCCACCAUCACUGUGCACACAAGCUGGCUGCAGUCCAGUGUGUGGCCGUGGGGGGUUCCUUCUGCUGUUGGCACUGCUGGUGUUCACCUGCCUGGCACUGGCCAUUGUGGCUGUCUACCUAAGUGUGCUGCAGAGUGAAUCCCUGAGGGCGUUGGCUCACAUGCUGCGCACACAAGAGGAGACUCUGCUCAAGUUGCGUCUGGCUAGCCUCAGCCAACUAAGAAGGCUCAACUCCAGUGAGGCUCGGGCACCCAGCUGAGAUGCCAUCUGUAUGUGAGACUGUGAGGGGGCGAAAGGGACUUUUUGGCAGGUCUCUGUUCUCCCACUGAUGGCCUCACCUACACUAUUCCUUGGUGAGAUCCCUGUACAAGCCUGACGUAACUCCACAGCUGCCUGUCUCUCUUGACCUCUUCAGGCCAGGCCCAACCAAGCCUUCUGGUGCCAAGGCCCUGCUUUGGAGCCAAAGGUCAGAGGAUGGGGCACCAGUCCUUUCCUGGCACCUCCUGUCAGCACCCUCUGGCCACCCCCAGAUAGGAGGUUCAGACGUCUAGAAAUAGCUGUCCUGGCUAAGCCACCCACUCUGCCAGGCCUCCUAGCGGGGGGUCCAGUCUCAGCUCUCAGACAAGCUAGGAUGGACUGGGGAACUACGUGUCCUGCCAUGGAGGACAAAGGUGAAGUAGAGAUCUAACCUGGGGUGGGAGAUGGGAGGGAGGGCAGGCAAGAGACUCAGGAUAAAGGCCACAGGGGCGAAGUAUCGUUUAAUUCUCUCUCUCUUAUUUUUAAUAAAUCAGCACACACAUCCAUUCUAGGCAGCUUUGCCAUGGUGGCCAGGUGCCAGACCCCCAAAGGAAGCAGCCCCACGGGGCAAGGUCUAAAAAAACCAAAGGGACGGUCCUUUCUCACCACCCGCCCGCCCGCCCAUCACCUCCAGGACCGGCACACAUUUGGUUUCACCUGAGACACGACAGGAAGAGGCCACAGCCACAGGGCCGAGUGCACACUCACAGGGCUUGAGUCUAAGUGCCCUGAUCCCUUGACCCUCCCCAUUUGUCUAUUUUUGGUUU
Messenger RNA from Apodemus sylvaticus (European woodmouse), 1629 nucleotides. RefSeq names its product leucine rich single-pass membrane protein 2 (gene Lsmem2). The transcript has 4 exons. The record is from RefSeq and is a predicted model, not a curated record. Bases 372 to 824 code for a protein of 150 amino acids. NCBI's taxonomy places the organism in Eukaryota, Metazoa, Chordata, Mammalia, Rodentia, Muridae.